Molecule: messenger RNA, 1460 nt
Organism: Protobothrops mucrosquamatus (brown spotted pit viper)
Lineage: Eukaryota; Metazoa; Chordata; Lepidosauria; Squamata; Viperidae
Gene: GPR132
Product: G protein-coupled receptor 132
Exons: 1
Coding region: 21-965 (314 amino acids)
Biological process (GO): negative regulation of G2/M transition of mitotic cell cycle; G protein-coupled receptor signaling pathway; G1/S transition of mitotic cell cycle
Cellular component (GO): membrane
Molecular function (GO): G protein-coupled receptor activity
Source: RefSeq, a predicted model, not a curated record
GGGCUCCAAAUGAAGGAAGCAUGAGUAUCAGCAGGAUAUGCAAUUCCACAGACCUACCAUUCAAAGAAAGCCGCGAGCUUUUGAUUGUAGUAUACAGCUUCAUUUUUGCCAUAGGCCUACCAGCCAACUGCCUAACUGCUUUUGUGACGCUUGUACAAAUUUGCAGAAAAAAUAUCACAGCCAUUUACCUGUUUGGCCUGUCCCUGUGCAACAUUAUGUACCUGAGCACCCUUCCCCUCUGGAUCCUCUAUGUGAAAAAUGACCACCAUUGGCAAAUGGGGACAUCGUCAUGCCUGGUGACUGGAUAUAUCUUUUUCUGCAACAUUUACAUCAGCAUUCUUCUCCUGUGCUGCAUUUCUAUCGAUCACUAUAAGGCUCUGGUACGUGCACUGGAAAGCAGAGGGAAAUGCUUCAGGUCCCAAAAGACUGCUACUAUGGUCACAGUCGCUUUUUUUGGCAUCAUUGCUGCCAUCUAUUGCCCUGUGUUUUUCAACAAAAGUAUCCAGGAAGAUAACAUAGCAACCUGCUUUGAAACUCCUCUCAGUGACAAGUUGGCCUAUUACAAUAUCAGCCGGUUCUUCUUGGGAUUUCUCAUUCCUUUGGGGCUCCUUCUUUUCACAAACUACAGAAUUUUUCAAAGUAUUAAGACCAGCUGCAGCCUCAAUCCAGACCAGAAAGCUAAAGUGAGAAACGUGGCAAUUGCUAUCAUUUCUGUAUUUGUACUGUGCUUUGCUCCCUACCAUUUUGUACUCCUUGUGAGAGCUAUUUUCUUCUUUCGGUAUCCAGAUGAGAUAUGCACAUUUGAGAAAAAAAUAUAUACUACUUCUGUGAUCUUUCUGUGCUUUUCCACUGCCAACAGCGUUGCAGAUCCAUUUAUCUAUGUGCUGGCUGGUGAAAAUGUCAGGCGGGAGAUAUACCGCACAUGUAGGGUAUGUGGAAUUCAUUGGCCAGAUGAUUCCCAGUGACAUCAGAAACACACACACUGGGAAAUAAAGAAGACACUUCACUAUUGAAAGACCUGAAUGGAAAGUGGAUAACAUUUUCAAAUGCACUGAAACAUUCCCUUUCUCCAGUAGUCACCAUCUGUUUCAGAGAAUUCUGAUCUUCAUACUUGGAAUUUGGUCGAUGGGCCUUCACAAUAAAGUCACAAUAUUGUGAUAUGUAACUGGGUCUAUGCAAUGCUCAAGACAUAAUGAUGCAUUGAUGAAGGAUCAUAUGGCAUCACGGAGAAGCUGCUAAUAUAGUUUUGGAUCAUUUAUCAAUUCUUUGCUAAUGGGGAAAGGACUAAAAUGAAAAAAGGCACAAGCCAUAAAAAAGCAAAGUGAAUAAGAAAUGCUACCUCUCUGGGAUACUUUCUAGGUCCUAGGAUGUUGGAUUUUUUUUAAAAAAAAAUAAAACUGUUGACCUAAUGGUUAGGAUAUCUUUGACUAAGAUAAAUUAUUCUUCAAUAAAUUACCCAA